AAAAGUGAAAAACACACGCGAACUUUGCCAAGUUACACGUAGCGUUAGUUGUUAGACUGUUCUUCCUCCCGCCGUCGAUGGCAUCCGCGGCGGUGCUCCUCUCCCGUCUCCGCCGUUCACGUCCUUCCUCACUUCUCUAUCUAUCACGUGUCCUCACUUCUCAUCUCCCUCCUCCACUCCCCUCUCCCACCACGCCUCACUCUCCUCCAACUCCCUCCUUUCUCGACGCGUUCCGCACUCGCGCUUUCUCCACUCGCUCUUUCCAUGACCACGAAUUAGAGACAGACUCGUUCGGUCUCGAGACUCCGGUUCACUCGGAGAUUCUAAAAGCGGUCGUUGACAGCGCCGGUGCCGGCGGCGAAGACAACCCGGCUUUCCCCGUUCGUGCGGUGAUUUCGAUGCUCGACUCAUUCCACGAUCUUACUGGAUUUCCAUGGUGGAUAACUAUAGUUGCGUCUACUUUGGCUUUCAGAACUGUUAUGCUUUUUCCUUUAAUUCUUACGCUUCACAAGGUUAAAAAGAUUGCAGAGUUUGUACCUAAAUUGCCCCCUCCAUUCCCACCACCUUUCUCAGGAAAGAGUUAUAUACGGCAGUUUUUAUUCUUCGAGGAGAAGAGAAAAGCAGUUGGAUGCCCUUCAUAUGUGUGGCCGCUGGUACCAUAUAUAGUUCAGGUUCCCUGCUUUUUCUUGUGGAUGAUUAGCAUAAGGAGGAUGUCCGUGGAUGGUCACCCUGGUUUCAACUGUGGUGGUACUUUAUGGUUCCAGAAUUUAACAGAACACUCUCACGGUUAUUCAGGGUUCAUUUUUCCUUUUCUGGCAGCUGGUUUGCACUACAUUAUUGUUCAGGUAUCCUUUAAGAAACCUUUGGUUGCAGAAACGCAGGACAUUUUUGACUUGCUAUCCACUUACUACAAGCGAUAUUUGGACUCUCUAACGCUGCCUAUAGCUGUCAUUAACUUUUGUAUUCCUCAGGGAAGCCAACUCUAUUGGAUUACAAAUAGUUCAUUAACGCUCACUCAGCACUUUGCUCUUAGAAAUCCUACUAUCCUUGCAAAGUUGGGGUUACUUGACAAGAAUCAUCAAAAAGCAGCUUCUGACGAAAUCGGUGCUUCUAAAACAUCCUCUUUACUGGGGGUGCAAGGCAAUAGUACAACAGCAGCUAUCAAGGAAACUGUUUCUCCUGAAAAGAACCCGCUGGAUUCACCUGAAAAAUGGCAUAAAAUACCUGUAGAGAACAUGUCCUCUGUAGAACUGACCACUCUUGCAGUUCCAUUUCUAUCCAGUAAUGAUAAAGAAAGUGCAAUACCUUUACUAAAACUGGCACUUGAUAAGGACCCUGAAUACUUGCGAGCUUUGGUUUUGAUGGGACGAGUUCUAUUGCUGAAGCAAAUAAAUGAUGAAGCUAUCAAAUACUUUGAGCGAGCAAUAACAAAGCUUUUACUCACUGGCCACCCAACUGAUCCAGAAGAGGUUGAUUUUUUGAUUCUUUCAUCCCAAUGGGCUGGAAUUGCAUGUGAACGACAGGGAAAGAGGGAUGAAGGGCGUGCACACUUUGAAAGAAUUGCAAAUAUGGAGGAGCCUGAAGAUCCUACUAGCAAAGGCUAUUAUUUUGAUGGGUUGCUGCUGCUUGCCAGCACUCUAUAUGAUGCUGGUCAAAAGGCUGAAGCUGCAAAAUAUCUGCGUCCUGUUGUUGCUUUUAAUCCUGCUUAUAAGAAAUUCUUGGAACAGUGUGAGCAAGAUGAAGAUUUUGCGAGUGAUCUUGCCCGUAGCAGGAGAGAACUCUGAUUUCAGUUAAUUUACUGAUGUCUAUAUUUUUUGUAUUCUAUAUCUAAUCAGUGUAGUUUUCCCUUUCAUUUCUUGUUCGCUUUACGGUUAUUUAUUUAUAUAGAUAAUAAUAUAUUUUCUUGUAAAAUAUUA
Cicer arietinum (chickpea) is the source of this 1916-nucleotide messenger RNA. RefSeq names its product ALBINO3-like protein 2, chloroplastic. Gene Ontology annotation, biological process: protein insertion into mitochondrial inner membrane from matrix. NCBI's taxonomy places the organism in Eukaryota, Viridiplantae, Streptophyta, Magnoliopsida, Fabales, Fabaceae. Gene Ontology annotation, molecular function: protein binding; membrane insertase activity. The record is from RefSeq and is a predicted model, not a curated record. Gene Ontology annotation, cellular component: mitochondrial inner membrane.